AAAAAUGCUUUGUUAAUAGUUUAAGUUUGACCAAUAUAGUUCAAAAGGUGCCCUUGCGUAUCAACUUAUGAAAAAGGAAGUUACAAAUUUUAAUUUGAUAAAUACAAACUAUUGAUAUGAAUAGUCUAGUCUUAACUAUUUUAAGCUUCCUGGAAACUUGGCCAAUUGGACUAUUAGUCAUACCCUUGAAGGGCAGAAAGCAUUCAUGAUUAACGUAACAGAGAAAAGUAGAAGUUGACUCUGAAAUCUUCACAGUUCAUCCAAAACUCAUAGUACAACUUUUCUUCUGUAUAUAGUGAUGUCCUUGAUUUGUUCAACAAAUCAUAUUUCCUCUUUCAAUGGCUAUUCCCUUUUCUUAUUUUCUUGUAAUAUUACUUCUUUUUUUCAUUCCAUUACACAAUUUAGCUCAAAAUAAUGGUAGAAUAUCUACUAAUAGUUCUAUUAGUGCAACAGAUGGAAGUAUUCCAUGGUUUUCACCAUCUGGUGAUUUUGCAUUUGGGUUCCAAAAACUUCAAGAUAAUAAAGAUCACUUCUUGCUUGGUAUAUGGUAUGCAAAAAUACAAGAAAAAACCAUAGUCUGGCAUGCAAAUAUGAGUGAUCCAGUGCCACAAGGAUCAAGAUUGAAUCUUGAUCCUCAAAGGGGUCUAAUACUUAGUGAUCCUCAAGGGACUACCCUUUGGAAAACUGAUUUAGUUGUUAGUAAUAUUGAUUAUGGCCUCAUGAAUGAUACUGGGAAUUUUGUUAUCAUGGGAAGUGAUUCUACUGAUUCAUUGUGGGAAAGCUUUAGAAAUCCAACUGAUACGUUGUUGCCAAAUCAAGAACUAGAAAGAGGAAGCUUCCUUGUUUCGCAAAGAUCAGAAGCUAAUUUCACUCAAGGUAGGUUUUAUCUUCGCAUGCUUGAUAAUGGGAAUUUGGUGCUUGUUACACAAAGUGCGCCUUCUAAUUCAGACUAUGAUGAUGUGUACUAUAACAGUGGUACCUCUGACUCAACAAAUGAAACAAAUUCUGGGGAUAAAUUGGUUUUCGAAGAGAAAGGCGUGAUGUACGUAUUGAGGCGAAACAAUCAAAGGGAAAGUCUUCCUACCCGUUCCAUUCCUCCAGCUACACAAAAUUACCAUCGUGUGACUCUUAACUUUGAUGGAGUUCUUAGUUAUUAUUAUCAUUCAAGGAUUGCUAAUAGCAGUGGCUGGAAUAUUCUGUGGUCUCAACCGAAUAAUAUAUGCAUUGAAAUUGAUGGAGAAAAAGGACCCGGGGCAUGUGGUUACAACAAUGUAUGCAAUCUUGGCCCAAACGAUAGACCAGAUUGUAACUGUCCAGAAGGAUAUUCACUGGUUGAUCCGAACAAUGCUUAUGGCGACUGCAAACCAGAUUUUUCUAUAAGUUGUGAUGAAGUUGGAAGGGGUUCACCUGAAGAUUUUUACAGUUUUAUCACGAUUCGUGAUACUGAUUGGCCAAAAUCUGAUUUUCAGCAAAUUAAUCCUUCAACUGAACAAGAAUGCCAAAGUGCAUGUUUGAAUGAUUGUUUUUGUGCUGUUGCCAUUUAUAGAAGCAAUAGCUGCUGGAAAAAGAAGCUGCCUUUGUCGAACGGGAGAAUAGACACCAAUCUGAAUUCAACGGCUUUUAUCAAAAAAAGGAAAAAUGGUGUUCCUCCUCUAAGUCCUGGCCUUCCCAAUAAUCCAGCAUCUCGUCAAAGCAAGAAUUGGCGAAAUUGGGCUGUUGUAUUGUCCGCGCUCUUAGGAAGCUCGGUCUUGGUAAAUUUUCUUUUCGUUGGUGUAUUUUGUUGGGGAUUCUUCCAUAUUUACAAAAUGAAAGCGAAGACAUCAAGCUCUAUGAGCAGCGUGGCAAACUCUACGUGUCAUAGUUUUACAUAUAAAGAGCUUGUAGAGGCCACAAAAGACUUCAAGGAAGAGCUAGGGAGGGGUGCAUUUGGGAUUGUUUACAAAGGGGUAAUGCCUAUCGGUUCAAGAAAUGUAGUCGCUAUAAAGAAGCUGGAUAGAGUUGCUCAUGAAGCAGAGAAGGAAGUCAUGACUGAAGUAAAUGUGAUUAGCCAGACUCAUCACAAGAAUUUGGUCCGGCUGAUCGGGUAUUGUAACGAGGGACCUCAUCGUUUGUUGGUCUACGAGUAUAUGAGUAAUGGAACUCUUGCGAGUUUCAUUUUUGGUGAUCUGAAGCCUACUUGGAGCCAGAGGACAAAUUUUGCAACGGGGAUUGCAAGGGGACUUGCAUACCUCCACGAAGAGUGCAGCAUACAGAUUAUCCAUUGCGACAUAAAACCUCAAAACAUUCUCCUUGAUGAUUAUCACGUUGCUCGAAUAUCAGAUUUUGGAUUGUCUAAACUGAUGAUGAUUAACCAGAGUCGAACGCUUACUAAUAUUAGAGGAACAAGAGGUUAUGUUGCUCCAGAAUGGUUCAGGAAUAGUAAGGUCACGGUUAAGGUGGACGUUUACAGCUUUGGUGUAUUGCUACUAGAGAUCAUCACAUGUCGGAAAAAUUAUGAGAAUGAGGAAAGCUAUGGGGCAGAGGCAAUUCUUACGGAUUGGGUUGUGGAUUGCUUUCAAGAAGGAAAAUUGGAAGCUAUGGUGGAAAAUGAUAUUGAGGCCUUGAAUGAUAAGAAGCAGCUCCAGAGGUUCGUGAUGGUUGGUAUUUGGUGUAUUCAAGAGGAUCCGUCGAUGAGGCCUACUAUGAGGAAAGUUGCUCAAAUGCUUGAAGGAUCUGUUGAAGUGACUACUCCACCAUGUCCAUAUGAUUUUAGCAUUACUAUAUAAGAUCAUAAGAGUCAUUUAUGUGCCAUUUCCUCCUCCGUAUGUCUUUUUUGUUAAGUUCGAGUGCUCUAGUUAUAUUACUUGCUUUCAUGUUGAAUAUUCUUUAAAUAGCAAUUGUAUCACCAUAU
Messenger RNA from Lycium ferocissimum, 2890 nucleotides. RefSeq names its product G-type lectin S-receptor-like serine/threonine-protein kinase RLK1. Gene Ontology annotation, biological process: protein phosphorylation. The record is from RefSeq and is a predicted model, not a curated record. Gene Ontology annotation, molecular function: ATP binding; protein serine/threonine kinase activity. NCBI's taxonomy places the organism in Eukaryota, Viridiplantae, Streptophyta, Magnoliopsida, Solanales, Solanaceae. Bases 339 to 2765 code for a protein of 808 amino acids. The transcript has 2 exons.